AUGUACACUUCAUGGAAUCGUGCAAUCGAAAUUGUCAUCGGAACUAAUUUGGUUGCAUGCUUUCUGUUUUUGUUUUGUAUCAUGAUAGCAAUGGGAAUAUUCGAACUACAUUACGAACAUUACGCCCAGUGUCUCCUGUUCACUGCAAUAUUAUUCUCAGUAGCUUUUAUUUCUAUGAUGAUUCAUGGUAUUUAUAUCCGACGAAAGAUUUCGAGAGGUGAAGUCAGAAGAGUAGAAGUACACUUUGAUAACUUCAAAAUUGGUUCCUGCAUCGUAUCCUUUUCUGGAGUCAUUGUCAAUUUAAUGGUUUGCUGUUUUGGAACAGAACCAGAGAUAUACAAUACUUGUCAUAUUAUAUAUGCCUUCAUAAACUUAAUGAUGUUAGGUUUAUUAUUGCGCUCUCUGGAAACUUUGGUAAUGGAUAUAGAGAUGCACAAAAAGCAUUUGAAAAAUGUGUUAUUAUGUCAAAUUGCUGGGAUCAUAAUAUUGCCACUGCUCACUCAUCACAUAAGAACAUGGAAUGAAAUAAGUGCAAUCUUGAUCAGCCAACUGAUUUGUAUGCCCUCUUCCUGGAUUUGUAUGCUCUCUUCAACAGACAGUGACUCAUCAGAAUCUCAAAUAGAUUGCUCAGAAAUUUAUCAAUUGACUGGUUCUCUUUGUGGUGUUUGCUACCGGACCUACAGUGAUAGUAGCAGAAAGAAAACUCCUCGCAUACUGACAGAAUGUGGACACACUAUAUGUGAAGGUUGUGCUGGGAGAAUAUUGAAGGCCAAUUAUAGUUCAUAUCUUCCAUGCCCAUGA
This is a messenger RNA of Caenorhabditis briggsae, 801 nucleotides long. NCBI's taxonomy places the organism in Eukaryota, Metazoa, Nematoda, Chromadorea, Rhabditida, Rhabditidae. Bases 1 to 801 code for a protein of 266 amino acids. The transcript has 3 exons. The record is from RefSeq and is a predicted model, not a curated record.